AUGCUUGUACCUUACCCGACGUUCGUACCUGACCAGACGCUCGUACCUGACCCGACGCUAAUAUCUGACCCGAUGCUCGUACCUGACCUGACGCUUGUAACUGACCCGACGCUUGUGCCUGACCCGACGCUUGUACCUGACAUGACACUUGUACCUGACCCGAUGGUUGUAUCUGACCCGACGCAUGUACCUGACCCGACGCUCAUACCUGACCUGGCGCAUGUACCUAACUCGACGCUUAUACCUGAUCCGAUGCAUGUCGUACCUGACCCGACGCAUGUACCUGACCCGACGCAUGCACUUGUCCCGACGAUUGUACCUGACCUGACGCUUGUACCUGACCCGACACUUGUACCUGACCCGAUGCUCGUACCUGACCUGACGCUCGUACUUGACCCAAUGCUCGUGCCUAACCCGACGCUCGUACUUGACCCGACGCUCUUACCUGACUCGAGGCUCGUACCAAACCAGACCCUUGUACCCGACACGAUGCUCGUACCUAUCCUGACACCCGUACCUGACCUGACGCUCGUACCUGACCCGACGCUCGUACCUGACCCGACGUUCAUACUUGACCCGACGAUCGUACUUAACCCGAUGCUUGUACUUGACCCGACGCUCGUACCUGACUCGAGGCGCGUACCUAUCCCGACGCUUGUACCUGACCAGAUGCUCGUACCUAUCCCAACACCCGUAGCUGACCUGACGCUCGUACCUGACCCGAUGUUUGUACCUAACCCGAAGCUUGUACCUGACCCAAUACUUGUACCUGACUCGAUGGUUGUAUCUGACCCGACGCAUGCACCUGACCCGACGCUCGUACCUGACUCAACGCAUGUACCUGACACGAUGCUUGUACCUGACCCGACGCUUGUACCUGACCCGACGCUAGUACCUGAACUGACGCUCAUAUCUAAACCGAAGGUCGUACCUGACCUGAUGCUCGUACCUACCCGACGGUCGUACCUAACCCGACGCUCAUACCCGACCCGACGCUCGUACCUGACCCAACGGUUGUAUCUGACACGACGGAAGUACCUGACCCGACGCUUGUACUUAACAAUACGCAUCUACCUGACUCGUCGCAUGUACCUGACACGACGCUCGUACAUGACCCGACGCUCGUACCUGACCCUACGCUAG
Messenger RNA from Procambarus clarkii (red swamp crayfish), 1143 nucleotides. RefSeq names its product soluble scavenger receptor cysteine-rich domain-containing protein SSC5D-like. NCBI's taxonomy places the organism in Eukaryota, Metazoa, Arthropoda, Malacostraca, Decapoda, Cambaridae. The record is from RefSeq and is a predicted model, not a curated record.